This is a messenger RNA of Manduca sexta (tobacco hornworm), 1084 nucleotides long. It is a transcript of the gene Fcp3C, whose product is annotated as follicle cell protein 3C-1. Bases 183 to 680 code for a protein of 165 amino acids. NCBI's taxonomy places the organism in Eukaryota, Metazoa, Arthropoda, Insecta, Lepidoptera, Sphingidae. The transcript is spliced from 4 exons. The record is from RefSeq and is a predicted model, not a curated record.
ACGUUGCUAAGUAGUGUAGGCUCGCAGCACGUUCCGCUACGAGAAUAAAAUGCUGAGCCAGCAUCAUUCAAGAGAAGUGGUAUGAGUGCCUCCCGAGUGGGGUUUAUAAGGACAGCAUUCCACGCUCUGACAUUUAUCGAGUGACAUACCUAUUUGUUUUAAUUUUUAAAGCGACAUAAGCAAUGAAGGGCAUUCGAGGAUGGGCGCUUUUAGCUGCGUGUCUAUGGCUGCUGACGCUGGCUGAAGGUCGGCGGAAAUUAAAAAGGCAUGACUUGGAGGACUAUAAGUCCGCUGAGGAUGUUGAAAACGGUGAAGACUACGAUGAGGUAGAACCAUGCCAGUGUGGUGUCUUUAUGUCCCAGCAAGUUGGUAUUAAAGAAGGUCGCCGUAGUAAACCUCGAGGACCACCGCAGGGCGAGCCUGUGGUCACAUACGACACCGACGCCCCAAGCCUUCCCUGCGGCAGUAGAGGAUUCAAGAGCUGUAUCAGUACAUGCCUUGAUGUGAUUUUGCAGUACCUUCCUAAAGCGGGGCCAGUGAUUUGCGGUGCGGUAGAGCGCGACGUGUAUCGAGAGAGGGCGUUUCUAUUCAUCAAGAACUGUGGCGGCGACUGGACGGCGACCAGCUUUUCUGCCGGCAAGGAGUUUUGCUGCGUUAACGGCAAACACGAAAAAUGCUGAUACAAUUUAUUGAAACCCGAAAACGGCAUUAAAGUCGUUAAUAAUAUAACUUCUCUAUUCGUAAGGAAUGCUUUAGUACAUGUAUUGAACAGGCUGACAUGGAAUACCGAAGGGCAGGGACGCAAUAACCUCCACCGAGUUUUAUUUUACCGCGCUAAUAAAAAAGAGUUUGUUUACUUACUUGGCUAUGCAGUAUUUCCAUAAGAAUGUAAUCUCCAUGUGUGGUGCCAAUAAAUUAGUAAUAAAAUAAAGAUGUAAAAUGUGCAAUUACGCAUACAUCACAUUAGAUAAUGAUGACAUGAAUGUCUAAUUAAUUCUAUGAAUGUUUUAAGUUAUUUUUGUGUGAUGUUAUGUAUGGCAUUGCGGUUUAAGUAUGAGGUUAAUAUAAUUUAAAAAAAUAUUAA